ACUUGCUCCUAGAGACUGCGCCUUCUCACAAAGAGGGGUCCUUGGACGGGCUCCUCUUGAGUCCCCCUUGGACUAAAGAGAUGGAUGGCUGUGAACCCCAAAUCUGCCCUGGCAGCCCUUUGUUGAGGCCGUUGGACUUGGCCAUCAUCCCCCAGCUUGGCUCGGGAGUGGACCUCUUUCCUCCUCUCCAGUCUUCCAGUAAUCUCGGCCCGCAACACGAGUUUGGGCAGGCCGAACAUACUGAGGACCAGUCUCCGAGUUCUCCCGAGGAGGCUCCCCGGCUCCGAGCUGUCUUCGAUGCCCUGGACCGUGAUGGGGAUGGUUUUGUGCGGAUAGAGGAGUUCGUCCAGUUUGCCACAGUCUAUGGAGCAGAACAGGUGAAGGACCUGACCAAGUUUUUGGAUCCGGCUGGGCUUGGCGUGAUCAGCUUUGAGGACUUCUAUCGGGGCAUCUCAGCUAUCCGAAGUGGAGGAGAUCCUGACAAUCAGCUCUGCACUAUGGGGUACACCCACGAUGAACCACCUUCUGCCUGUCCAGAUGAGUUUGAUGACUUUGUUGCAUUUGAGGCCAAUGAGGUGACGGACAGCGCGUACAUGGGCUCCGAGAGCACCUACAGCGAGUGCGAAACGUUCACGGACGAGGACACCAGCACGCUCGUCCACCAGGAGAUGCAUGACGAAGUGGAGACGGACAGCGCCAUCGACUCCGCCGUGCCCUCGGAGUUCACGGACCCCAUUGAGGAAGUGGAGAGCGGACCUCACCCUCACGACCUGCCCUUGACUUCAGAUGUCAACGGCCACUCCAUCGUCACCGUCAUCAGCGGGGAGGAGCACUUUGAGGACUACGGGGAAGGGAACGAGGUGGACCUCUUCUCGGACAGCUUGUGCAACGGAGAAAGUGGCUUCAGCAGCUCCUCUUUCCUUUCUCCCAGUCCAAAUAAGAGACUCUCGAGCAAGAAGGUAGCAAGGCACCUGCAUCAGACGGGAAGCCUCAGCGUGGAUGCAAUGGAGGAGGCUUUCCAGAACAACUCUGAGUGCCUGGAGGAGGACAUUGCUGAGAAGGUUAUCUUCCUUGAGAAAAGGGUGACGGAGCUGGAAAAGGACACCGCUGCAAAUGGGGAGCAGCACAGCCGAUUAAAGCAAGAAAAUCUUCAGCUCGUGCACAGAGCCAAUGCCCUGGAGGAGCAGCUGAAAGAGCAGGAGCUGAAAUCGGAUGAGGUCCUCAUGGAAGAAAUCCGAAGGCAGAGGGAGCUGCUCAGCAAGAUGGAACGGGAGAAGAGCAUUGAGAUUGAAAACCUGCAAGCCCGGUUUCAACAGCUGGACGACGAGAAUGGCGAACUCCGGUCCUGCGUCCCUUGCCUGAAAGCCAAUAUUGAGCGGCUGGAGGAGGAGAAACGGAAGCUGUUGGACGAAAUAGAAGAUCUCACGGUGCAGCUCAGCGAGGAGCAGGAGAACAAGAGAAAGCUGGGAGAUAAGCUGAACCACGAGAAACACCAGUUCCAGAAGGAGAAGGAAUCCACGCAGGAGCUGAUUGAGGACCUCAGGAAGCAGCUGGAACACCUGCAGCUCUUCAAGCUGGAGGCGGAACAGCGAAGGGGAAGGAGCAGCAGCACAGGCCUCCAGGAAUACAACAGCCGGACGCGGGAGACGGAACUGGAGCAAGAGAUCAGGCGGCUCAAGCAAGAUAACCGAAACCUGAAGGAGCAGAAUGACGAGCUGAACGGGCAGAUCAUCAACCUCAGCAUUCAAGGCGCCAAGAAUCUCUUCUCUGCUUCCUUCUCUGAAUCUCUGGCUGCAGAAAUCAGCUCGGUCUCCAGAGAUGAGCUGAUGGAGGCAAUUCACAAGCAAGAGGAGAUCAAUUUCCGACUCCAAGACUACAUCGACCGGAUCAUUGUGGCCAUCAUGGAAACAAACCCAUCCAUCCUGGAAGUCAAAUAGGAGGCUGAGAGCUAUGGACUUGCGGUCCUGAAGACACCUGGGUGUGGUGGAUUUGCUGCUCUAAGGAGGAGGACACUGGCAAAGUCUUCGCUCUGUAAAGAAAGCACAGGAAGCCUCACGUCGGAUUGGUUGGGUGACGGAUCCUGGUGGACUUGUGGGAGAGAGGACCCAGCUGUUCAACCCGGCUGCAUAGACUCCGGAGGUUUUUGGAGCUCUCCUGGCCGGUGGGGGUGGGGGUGGCCAAAGGGAAUCUGGAGAAAAGGAUGCAAGAAGCCACAGAACAAGGUGUCAAACAGGGGCGGGGGAUGUGGCAGACAUUGGGCUGCAACUUGAAACCCCCUUCCCGUAUGCUUGCAAUCCUAACUACAUGUGAUAGAUACAGGAAUGGGAUGGAGAAGUGGGGAGAUGAUCCAGAUCUCUCUGCACCUGGCAGUCAUAAUGAGGUGAUAAAGGGAAGGGAAGAGAGAGAGAGAGAGAGAGAGUUUCCAAAAUACCUCCCUGCCUUGCCCUGCCCACACAUCUCGGCUUCUCUAUCUCUUCCUGAAAGCUCACCAAGGUCACACCGAUUACACUCGGCAGCAUGUCCCUUCUUGAAGCUGUACGUGCUCUCUAGGAAGCAUCAAAUGCCACAAGGAAUGUGGGAGAAUUCUCCUUGUUUAGCCAGUGGAAGGGGAAAGAGGGCUGCCUUUGGCCCAUAUCUAGUUCAUAAGCUUUGUGCUCUCUGGCUUGCGGAAACAUGUUGUUUCAUUUGCACCCAGCAAAAUAUUGGGGGUGGGGGGCUGCUGCAUGUAGCUUUGUGUAUUUCUUGCCCCCCUCCUUUUGGGAGAGCCAGCUGCCUUAAAAAAACAAUAACCCAAAACUGGUACAUUUCCCAACAAGCCAGAUUGGGUGUGCAAAGAGAACAACUCCUGAAAGGCAGGCUCUCCGGUGAUGGGAUAAAGAAUUGGACCACGGACACCAUCUGGUUGAAGAUCCAGUGACGGUGGGUGAUGAUCCUGUAGGCACCUGGCUGCCGGGUGAUGGGGUUGGUCUGCUGGAGCAAGCCGUGGACGGCUGGGCUGGGCUGGAGAUGCUCAGCUGAUGAUGCUGUAGUGGUGGAGGCAGAGCUAUUUCCCACCUCCGCCUUCCCUGCCAGACACAGCAGCAACCACUUCCUUACACCUUCGUUGCACACCCUUUCUUCGUUGCAGCUCGUCCUCUUAUUUUCUUAUCAGUUCAGUCACUUUAAAGCAGGAAUAGCAACUAUGCUUCCCCGUUUUUAAA
This is a messenger RNA of Elgaria multicarinata webbii, 3200 nucleotides long. RefSeq names its product RAB11 family interacting protein 3 (gene RAB11FIP3). The record is from RefSeq and is a predicted model, not a curated record. Gene Ontology annotation, biological process: regulation of cytokinesis; endocytic recycling. The transcript is spliced from 14 exons. Gene Ontology annotation, cellular component: midbody; recycling endosome membrane; endocytic vesicle. Gene Ontology annotation, molecular function: calcium ion binding. Lineage: Eukaryota; Metazoa; Chordata; Lepidosauria; Squamata; Anguidae. Bases 81 to 1937 code for a protein of 618 amino acids.